Messenger RNA from Lactuca virosa, 750 nucleotides. The record is from the annotation of a GenBank genome assembly. NCBI's taxonomy places the organism in Eukaryota, Viridiplantae, Streptophyta, Magnoliopsida, Asterales, Asteraceae.
AUGCGGUUGACCUAUACAAAUUCUGGCUUAUCUUUGCUUGCACUUGCUUCAAAUGGCGUUCAUAAACUCUGGAAAUGGCAACAAAGUGAACUCAAUCCAUCUGGGAAGUCGACUGCAUCUAUUGUCCCACAAUUGUGGCAACCAACACAUGGAGCUCUCAUGUCUAAUGAUGUCAAUGAGAGUAAACCUGCUGAGGAGUCAGCAGCAUGCAUUGCUUUGUCCAAGAAUGAUUCUUAUGUCAUGUCUGCAUCUGGUGGGAAAGUCUCCCUGUUCAACAUGAUGACUUUCAAGGUCAUGGCAACUUUCAUGGGUCCUCCCCCUACAGCUACAUACUUGGCUUUCCAUCCACAAGACAAUGAUAUUGCUGCGAUAGGAAGGGAAGAUUCAAUUAUACAAAUUUACAAUGCAAGACUUGAUGAGGUCAUAAUCGAACUCAGAGGUCAUCAGAAACAGAUUACAGGACUUGCUUUCUCACGGACUUCACUUGUUUCAUCAGGAGCUGAUGCUCAGCUAUUUAUCUGGGAUCUUAUUGGAUGGGAGGAGAAGAAAUCAAGAAGCAUACAGUCGCCACCUGGUCAUCCUUCCUCUCUGAUUGGAAAAACUACAGUUCAAUUCCACAAUGAUCAACUUCAUCUUCUUGUGGCACAUGAAAGUCAAAUUGCUAUUUAUGACCACCAACUGGAGUGCUUGAGAUUGUGGUCUCCAACAGCACCAUCUGAAAAUCCUGAAGUUUGCUCAAACAGAAGAUGA